Neoarius graeffei (lesser salmon catfish) is the source of this 1693-nucleotide messenger RNA. It is a transcript of the gene tsr3, whose product is annotated as TSR3 ribosome maturation factor. The transcript is spliced from 6 exons. The coding region runs from base 227 to 1102 and encodes 291 amino acids. Gene Ontology annotation, biological process: maturation of SSU-rRNA. The record is from RefSeq and is a predicted model, not a curated record. NCBI's taxonomy places the organism in Eukaryota, Metazoa, Chordata, Actinopteri, Siluriformes, Ariidae. Gene Ontology annotation, molecular function: rRNA small subunit aminocarboxypropyltransferase activity.
UUCUGAGAGGAGCCUGUUAGCAUGUUAGCAUGCAAUACGUCACGUCGCUAGCAAACGUUUCUUAGCGUGCUAAACAAGCGGAAUAUGAAAGAUUUAGACCUGCUGCGUAUUAAUUGUGAAGUAAAAAUGAUAAGUUAUCAGUGUUAGUGCAUACUUAGCCGUCGAAAAAAGAGAGAAAAGUGUAUGAAGUAACUAUAAGGGCUGCCGGGUGAAGUUAGCAUUAGCAAUGGGGCGCAAAAAACAGUUUCAGAGCGAGCGACAAACCAGCAGAGGCAAAGACAAGCGGCACAAAAUGAAAGGGAAGUCUUUGGAAACUUUUACAGAGGAAAUGCAGGAGGUUUUGGAAGCGAGUAAAAGCGAAGAGGUGGUGGAGUGUGUGAAGUUGCCGUGCCCCCUGGCCAUGUGGGAACUGGGUCACUGCGACCCGAAGCGCUGCACCGGACGCAAACUGGCACGGAAAGGCCUGGUGCGCUGCCUCCGACUCAACCAGCGUUUUAACGGCCUCAUCCUCAGCCCCAUGGGCACCAAAUACGUUACACCCGCUGACAGGAAGAUCGUGGCUGAGGCAGGAGUUGCUGUGAUCGACUGCUCGUGGGCGAGGCUCGAGGACACGCCCUUCAGUAAGAUGAUUGGCUCGCACCCGAGGCUGCUGCCUUACUUGGUGGCGGCGAAUCCUGUGAACUACGGCAAGCCGUGCAAGCUGAGCUGCGUCGAGGCUUACGCAGCCACCUUCUGCAUCGUAGGUUUUCGAGACCUGGCUGUGCUCCUGUUGAGGAAGUUUAAGUGGGGUUUGGGGUUUCUCGAGCUGAAUAAAACACUUCUCGAGCGCUACGCUGCCUGCACAUCAGAAGAGGAGCUGCUCAUGGUGGAGAAGGAAUACCUCACCGCCUCCCCCUCUGAGGAGGAAGACUUGGAUCCUUUCGAUGUGGAAUCGGGGAGAGAGUGUAUGAACCUCAACAGGCCAGCCCGAGUGGAAGAAGACGACACUGAAAGUGGCGAGGAAGAGACGUCGGAGGAGGAGGAGGAGGAGGAAGAAGAGGAGGAGGAGGCUGAAGAUGAACAUGCGAGAAAUGAGAAGAAGAAUGGUGAAGAGGAGUCGUGAAGAAACGCAAACACGUAUUUGGGUGUGUCCCAGAGUGCUCGGGCUCAAGCAAAGCAGGUUUUAGAUUCAUUUUAUGAAGGUAGGGUGCUCAGGGAAAAGGGGGAAAAAAACCCUGAUAUGCUGAGAGAGAUCCUGCGUCACACAGGAUGUUCUGUAGAUCAUGAUGAUGUUGCUGUCCAGACAGAGAUGCGUAAAUUAACACGGACACAGAGUUGCUCGACAAAUACAACCGAGCUACAGCAGUGCAUCCAGGAAGUUGGAUGGACCGGAAAUUCUUGUUUUUUCUCCAGAAUAUCUCUCUCUGCCACAACAAGGUGCUUGUCAUGACUGAAAUUCCAACAUGACUUGAACGUGUAAUGACAAAUUGGCACCUUUCAGGACGCAGAACUGAACCUGGUGACAGGUUUUCUGUAUUUGGACACUUCCCGCUCGUCACCAUGCUGUGUUUAGGAAUGAAGAAUUGUUAGAGACGGGUGCGUUAAAACACACACACAAAAAAAAAGCUCUUAUUGGUGUUGCUCUUUAUACUUAGUCAUGUACUGUAAUGUAAUUAUAUUUCCUUCUUAAUUAAAAAAACUUGUUUGUGAGCAA